Messenger RNA from Aricia agestis (brown argus), 1352 nucleotides. RefSeq lists its product as uncharacterized. The coding region runs from base 47 to 1225 and encodes 392 amino acids. The transcript has 2 exons. Lineage: Eukaryota; Metazoa; Arthropoda; Insecta; Lepidoptera; Lycaenidae. The record is from RefSeq and is a predicted model, not a curated record.
AAUAAUUAACAUUUUCGUGACCGUGUCAAUCUAAAAACUCUUCAUCAUGGAGAGUGUGUACUUUAUUUUAGCCAUUUUUGUACAGGGACUAUUAGUUCAUGCUGCUGUUGACGAAAAAAGAAUUAUUUUAGAAGAAUUUAAUAAUAACGGAUUUGAAAAUGAAGUUUUAAUCGACGAUGUAAAAGAUGACAAAAAUAAAAAUGAAUGGAUGGAUAUUUUUCUAGAUGCAAACUCUAACUUAUAUCCUGCGGGAUCAUCAGCAGCGAAAAUGGCUCAAGCCACCUUUUCGGAUAAAUCACCUGAGGAACAACUAGAGGAAAUUAAGGAAAUGGCCAAUCAGAUCACUUUGCUCAUUCAAAAUGAGAUGGCCAAUCUUCUCUCCUACGCUAUGGGCUGUGUAGAUAGAGGCGAGCAGCUCGGAAGACAGAAACGAUCGGCUGAAACUCCAAUGGAUAGCACACAGCUGGUGAUGAGGCUACUGAAGCAUAUAAAAUCGAAUAAUGAAUAUCAAAACAUCGCUAUAGAGAAAAUGAUGACUGCCCAAGAAAUAGCUGACAAAUAUGGUAUACCCUUCACACCAGAUACAGAUAUUCUUACCGACUUAGCAAAGAAUGCCAAUGAACAGGCUUUCGAAAUGACUUCUAUUCUUAAAGAUUCCUGUGACAUGAAGAAUAGUUCUCAAUGUAAGGUUAUAGACGAAUCAAUCAGUACUAGCUACAAUAAUAAUAUAUCUUCUGUUGUUGAAAAUGAAAAAGUAAAAACGAAUAAUAAUUCAGUUAACUCUACAGUAACUCUUCCGCAUAACAUGAGCAACGAAAACGUCAGUCAAAAACGAGAUAAUGAUUACCUAUCACCUUACUACUACUACAACUGGCCUGAAACUCAGAUAGUGGCUCCAGAUGUAGACCAGUACAGCAUACCAGUAACUUCAAAGCCAACAUUUUAUGAUACUAUAUCUUAUAAUCCAAUGUUUGACUAUCCUUACUGUUCCUUGGAACCUAUAAAUAAUGUUCACUAUCUGAAUGACUUCGAACCGGAGCCCAUAUUGACAGGGGAAGAGUAUGAGGAAACAGUGUCUUCCAAAGUAUUCAUAGAACACACUGAGCCAGGCGCGGGCACUGUCAACCACGUCACCACCUACACUCUCUCUGAGAAAGCUCAUUUCAAGACCCCCGAGAUAGAACAACUGCCUCAGCAGAUGCAGUAUUAUUUUUUUUUAAUGUAAGCGUCUUGGUUUGCAUCUUAGUUGUAGUUAUUAUUGCAUUUAGUGUUUAAUUAAAAACAUGUUUCGUAUAAAGUACUACGAGUUAUCGUUAGUGUUUCAUAAUAAAAUAAACUGUAAAUUCAAUCAC